Messenger RNA from Anopheles nili, 3463 nucleotides. It is a transcript of the gene Adss, whose product is annotated as adenylosuccinate synthetase. The transcript is spliced from 8 exons. Gene Ontology annotation, molecular function: adenylosuccinate synthase activity; GTP binding. The record is from RefSeq and is a predicted model, not a curated record. Gene Ontology annotation, biological process: 'de novo' AMP biosynthetic process; IMP metabolic process. NCBI's taxonomy places the organism in Eukaryota, Metazoa, Arthropoda, Insecta, Diptera, Culicidae. The coding region runs from base 438 to 1838 and encodes 466 amino acids. Gene Ontology annotation, cellular component: cytoplasm.
UUCCUCGGAGUCGGCGGCUAAGGUUUCCGCGUAUCGGUUCCGUGAAGAUCGGCUUGCUGGUACUUGCAUAGCCGCGGUCGCGCCGCAUCUGAUUGAUUUAGUUCUCCUUUACGCUACCUCGUGGUUGCCCACGUUGCUGCACGCUGUUUGUGCAAAAUUUCACGUGGGUUUCCUUGUCCGACGUGCUUUCGGCAACAAUCUGUAUGAAGACGACCCUUGUGCGCACCGAACAGAGCCAGUGUCAAUCUAUAAGAUUCUUCGCCGGAAGAAGAUUGUGUAAUCUAGUUGGCACGCAGUGUAGGAAUAUCCGCUAAGCUUCGGUUCUAUCCAGAAUAUACGUGGUUGAAGCAUCGCUUCUUCUCCGCUCAGGCAACACAAACCCGUCAGCGCUUCAGAGCUGUGAAAUUGUGAAAAGUGAAACCUAGUAGUGCUCCAAUAUGUCAGCGAACCACCAAGUGGCUGUGAACGGAACGGCCAAUCAUCAACACAGUGAUAAUAAUCAUGCUACCGAAGUAUCUAUAACGCACGAACAGAUGUAUCGCCGGCGACGCAUUCUCUUUAACAAUAAGGUUUUGGUGGUGCUCGGAGCUCAAUGGGGCGAUGAAGGCAAGGGCAAAGUAGUCGAUAUGUUGGCUGCCGACGCGGACAUCGUGGCCCGGUGUCAGGGUGGCAACAAUGCAGGACAUACUGUGGUGGUAGAAGGAAAGGAUUUCGAUUUUCAUCUUCUACCCAGCGGCAUUAUUCAUGAAAAAUGUGUCUCUGUAAUAGGAAACGGUGUUGUUGUUCAUGUGCCCGGCCUUUUUGAAGAGCUUGCGAAAAAUGAAGCGAAAGGUCUUAAGAACUGGCAAGGCCGACUGAUCAUUUCGAACCGUGCUCAUCUAGUGCUGGAUUUGCACCAGCAAGUUGAUGGUCUGCAGGAGGCGGAAAAAGGUGGCAAAUCGUUGGGCACGACUAAAAAAGGGAUUGGUCCGUGCUACUCCAGCAAAGCGACUCGCAACGGCAUCCGAGUAUCGGACCUUCUGGGAGACUUCAAGGUGUUCGGCGAAAAGUUUGAAGCUCUUGUAGCAAUGUACAAACGGCUCUAUCCCGAUUUUUCGGUGGAUGUUAAUGCAGAGCUUGCUCGAUAUCGCGACUAUGCCGAACGGUUGAGACCGUUAGUGCGCGACUCGGUUUCAUACUUGCACGAGUCGCUCAAGGAGGGCAAGAAUGUAUUGGUCGAGGGUGCGAAUGCUGCCAUGCUGGACAUUGACUUCGGAACUUACCCAUACGUGACGAGCAGCAAUUGCAGUAUCGGUGGUGUAUUGACGGGGUUGGGUUUACCACCACAGGCUAUCGGAGAAGUGAUCGGAGUCGUCAAGGCCUACACUACCCGUGUCGGAGACGGGCCCUUCCCGACGGAACUGCAUGAUGAAAUCGGAUCAUUGCUCCAAAAACGAGGUGGUGAAGUCGGUGUUACGACGCUACGGAUUCGUCGAUGCGGAUGGCUCGAUUUAGCUCUGCUACGGUAUACCUCUAUGGUCAACGGCUACACUGCGAUUUGUUUGACCAAGCUAGACAUUUUGGAUACACUGAAGGAAAUUAAAGUUGCCGUGAGUUACAAUCUGCACGGGAAAAAGAUUGAUUAUUUCCCAGGUUCGAUCACUGAUCUUAGUCAAGUGGAGGUGAAUUAUAUCACCAUGCCUGGUUGGCUACAGUCGACUGAAAAUGUGCGCGAUUUUGCAGAACUUCCUCCACAGGCACAAGAUUACAUUCGGUUAAUCGAAACCGAUCUAGAUGUGCCGGUAAAAUGGAUCGGAGUGGGCAAGGGCCGUGAAUCGAUUAUCUGUGUAAAGGAUUAAAACAAAUACCCCAAACUACUGUUGAGAUAAUGGAAAUGGAGGCGUUUUUUGUGCAUCAUUAGUGUCAUUAUCAUCAUAAAAACAUCCAUGGGGUGGUCUAAAAUUGUACUUCAUUAUCUUCCCGAUCAGAGCUAACCUAUGUAAUUUGAUACCAAUCACCAAAUCGGUCAUCUGCAUCCAAUGCGGUUUGAUAUUUCAAAGGUGUUAGUAUACGCAAUUAGUAAAACCAUGUAAUGGUUGAUUCCUGCUUUUGCUUCAGACGCAAAAAUAAAUUUUAUAAAUGUCAAUUUGGAAAAACUCAACUUGCUCAUCAUCAGAAAACCGUUACACCACAAGCCAAUAAAAUAAGAAAAUUUCAUUGAUUCAUCAAUUUCCAUUUUAUUGGAUGUCAAAAGAGAAUUGAGGUCAGCGCCUACGCACAAUGGAUUAACUGUUUGAUAACUUUUACACUGCAGACCUAAGACCUCAUAUGCGUAUUCUUACUUUUUAAAAAAAAAUGAUCUCCUCAAUGUCCUCAUCGUAUGACAAUGGAGACAGCUUGAGAGAAGAACACAAUUCAAAAACAAUGCUACAAAUAUCCAAGCAAAUGUUAAUCAAAACCAAUCAAUACAAUACAGCUUAUGACGCUUAUUUACCAGUGAAACGUAUCUACUGUGCAUAAUGUAUGGAGACCGUAAAAUGCCCUACGCCAUAGGUAAAGUAGUUAAAAUGCUAAUAUUUGCUAGAUGUGUGCAUAUUAUAAAUAUCCUACCGCAACUAUCGCGAAAGCAGUAUCAUACGCAGUUUGAAUGAAGGUGGUGGCACUUGUACAACAUAAGAUUGCACAGUAGAUAGAAGUAUGUCUAGUGUUUGCCGUAUCAGAGCGUUCCCAAAAAAGGACUGCUCACGAACACAGGCAUCUGUAGUCACUGGCAAUGGAUCAGGAAGCAAGUUUAUUGGUGGAAAUGCGACUUUGCACAACUUGAAAUGCUUUGGUUGAAACAUUUCCAUUUUUCUGAUGUGAAGAUAAAUAAUGUAAAUGGAGCGAUAGAAGAAAAUAUCAGAAAUAGAAAAAUGAAGGACUGUUAAAAAAAGAUUUUGAAGAAAAGAAAACCCAACAAGAACUCACCACUUACACACAAUGCAACCGGGUGCUUAUUGGAAUUAUAAUAGAAUUGUUGUGAAAUUUGUGCUAUAUGAAGUGUUUCGCGGCAAAAUGUAAACGGUCAGCGUUGUGAACAUUAGAGGAUUGCAGCUGCAAUCUUAAACAAGUACACAAAUCUAGGAGCGGUUGAUAAUUAUGUUAGUAUGUCCCGGGAAAAAUUAGUUUUAUUAUGAAUUUUAAGAAAACAAAUUUUAUUUGCCCUAUGCUAUUUUACGUAGUUCUAGAACACGUUGCCUCCGAUUCUGCAACAGUAAUUCAUUUUUACAGUAGAACACAUUGUGCAGAAUAUUAUAAUUAUAAAUUCAGUUUUUAUUUUCUCCUCGCCAUCACGGAAUACCAAUGGCCUAAUCUAAUGGAGUUUGAGUUACUUUCUAACAUCAUCAUAAGUUGCUAUUAUGUUCAGAGCAGUGACCGAGAACAGAAAGUUAUGUGUUUUAAGCAAAUCCAAUAAACAAAUGUCUAUAAUUGAUUUAAUUACUGC